This is a messenger RNA of Rhopalosiphum padi (bird cherry-oat aphid), 4521 nucleotides long. It is a transcript of the gene Hr38, whose product is annotated as probable nuclear hormone receptor HR38. The record is from RefSeq and is a predicted model, not a curated record. Gene Ontology annotation, biological process: regulation of transcription by RNA polymerase II; cellular response to corticotropin-releasing hormone stimulus. Bases 392 to 2662 code for a protein of 756 amino acids. NCBI's taxonomy places the organism in Eukaryota, Metazoa, Arthropoda, Insecta, Hemiptera, Aphididae. The transcript is spliced from 8 exons. Gene Ontology annotation, cellular component: transcription regulator complex; nucleus. Gene Ontology annotation, molecular function: zinc ion binding; RNA polymerase II cis-regulatory region sequence-specific DNA binding; nuclear glucocorticoid receptor binding.
CACGCGCACACCCGACAACGAUAAUAUACUUACAUAAUUAUAAUAACAUCGUCAUCGCGACGUCGUCGAUAUCGUCCGCACACGUCUCGUACGCGGCGCGCCUCCGGUUCCUGCUGGUCCGGACGAAUUCACAUCGAGGAGCACCUCGCCCGACCGAAAUCUCUGGAGCACUCGGCUUUUGGGCGCGACGCAUAAUAAGCAUCCCGUUUGCGCUUUCCGUUCUCGUCGUGCGCCGAUGACCGGCGGCGACCACCGAUACUAUACCGUUGCAGUUAGUCCGCUGUCCCGCGCGAUCAUAUAUAGAGACGACACAUUUUAUUAUCUAUAAAUAAAACGCCGAAAAACAUAUAUUAUCGUCUCGGACGGGAUUAGUAUACAUAUACCGUCCGACAUGCUGUCGUCUUACAGAAAAGGAAAAGAAGAUACUUCAAACGAAGUAUACCAUUCUACUGGUCCAUCGUACCCAAGUCCAUCGAGUAUGCUUCUAUUCCAGACACAGACCACAUUCACGCCGAGCAGUUUUGCCGAGCUGCUGUCCGGUUCGUAUUCCGAGCUGCCGCUGAACGAGGAGAUCGACUCGCUGACGGACGUACACGCCGUGCUGACGGACGCGGCUGAACAACAACAGCAACCGAUUCACCAGCAACAGCACCAGCAGGAUGGCGGGUCGGGCCUCCAGUUGCCGAGUUUCCAGGAGACGUAUGCUGCCACUGGCGUAGGCUUCAAAAUGGAAGAGGAUUACGGUCCGCCGACCACUGCGGCGACCGCGGUGACUUCAGUCGCUUAUCACCAACACCACCAUUCCCAUCUGCACCACCACCAACAGCAACAACACCACCAGCAGCAGCAACAUCAGCAUCAUCAGCAACAGCCGGCACAUCACCAGCUCCUACACCAACACCACGUCCAACAACAACACCAACAGCAGCACAACGGACAGCCACAUCAGCAACAGCACCACCAUCACGGAUCGGCGCCCCCGGCCCCGCCACUCAUACAUUUCGACUAUCACUUUCAGCACUUUCCGGGCGCGUUGCCGCCGCCGUCUCAGCAGCCACCCGAUUCGCCGACCGCCGAUCAAGGCGGCACAGCGUCCGUGUUCGAACCGAUGUUGGAUCACGUGGUGGUCAUGUCGCCCAAGCAACACCAUCAACAGCAGCACCACCACCACCCACACCACCAACAACAACACCAACAUCAACAGCAACAGCAGCAGCAGCAGCAACAACAACAGCAACAGCAGCAUGUCGUCGUUGCCGUCAAUCACCAGCACCACCAUCAACAACAACAACAACAACAACAGUCACUACAAGUGACUCAGCCGCCGCCGACGACGCCGCGGCCGACGGCCACGUCUCUGAUGAUUGACGCCGCCACGGAGCAGUUGCAGCACGUCGUCAACAACGCCGCUAUGGUGGACGCCGCCGCGAGGUCCUCGAGGACUUCGUCGGUCGCGGCAGUGUUGGCGCUCAGGGCCGCUACCGAUCCGUCAGCUAGCAGCAUGACGCCGAAAAUACGGCAUUGCAUCAACACGCUGUCGGUGACCGUGCCCGUCGAAUGUUCGCCGCCCACGCCGGACGCCGCUUGUAUUAUGCCGCAGAGGAACGCCACCGCCGCCGUGGCCACUGCUCCGUCUUCGCCGUCCCAGUUGUGCGCGGUCUGCGGUGACACGGCCGCGUGCCAGCACUACGGGGUGCGCACGUGCGAAGGCUGCAAAGGAUUUUUCAAACGGACCGUUCAGAAGGGCUCCAAGUACGUUUGCCUGGCCGAUAAAAACUGUCCGGUGGACAAGCGUAGACGGAACCGGUGCCAGUUCUGUCGAUUCCAAAAGUGCCUGCAGGUGGGCAUGGUGAAGGAAGUGGUGCGAACCGACUCGCUGAAAGGUCGUCGUGGCCGGUUGCCGUCCAAGCCCAAAUCGCCUCACGGAUCGCCACCCAGCCCGCCCGUGUCGCUCAUCACCGCGCUCGUUCGGGCCCACGUCGACACCAAUCCGGACUUCUCGUCGUUGGACUACUCGCAGUAUCACGAACCAAAACCGUUUGAACCACUGAUCACCGAAGCGGAAAAAAUUCAACAGUUUUUCGGAUUGCUCACGACGUCCGUGGAAGUUAUUAGACAUUUCGCUGAAAAGAUACCGGGAUUCAAAACUCUGUGCAAAUUGGAUCAAGAUUUAUUAUUUCAAUCAGCAUCUUUGGAACUAUUCGUGCUCCGUCUCGCGUACAGGACAAAAUACGCCGAUACGAAACUAAUAUUUUGUAACGGGGUGGUUCUGGACAAACAACAGUGCCACAGGAGUUUUGGCGAUUGGUUACAAGCAAUAUUAGACUUCAGUCAAUCAUUACACUCGCUGGACAUCGAUAUAUCAUCUUUCUCUUGCCUGUGUGCCUUAACUCUGAUUACAGAACGGCACGGUCUCCGGGAAGCGAAAAAAGCUGAACAGAUCCAGAUGAAAAUCAUCAAUUCUCUGCGGGAACACAUCACGUACAGCAUGUCGGAUUCGCAGCGCAAGUCUUAUUACUUCUCGAGACUACUGGCAAAACUGCCAGAGUUGCGUUCGCUCAGCGUGCAGGGGCUCCAGCGGAUAUUCUACCUGAAACUGGAAGACCUGGUUCCCGCCCCGCCGUUAAUCGAGAACAUGUUCAUUGCUAGUUUACCAUUUUGAAGAACACGACCAUCCAUACGUUAUUACUUAUUAUGUAACGUAAAACCAUCGAAGUGAAUACGAUUUUCUUAGUAACCAGCAUCCGUUAAUCAUAUCUAUUCAAUUCUGUUAUACCUAUACGUAUAUUAUAUUAUUGUUACCUACAUCAAUACUUAAAUAGCGUAUAGUAUUGUACGUAUAUAAGAUAGCGUGUUUCAUUAUUAUUAUUAUUAUUAUUAUUAUCAUUAUUAUUAUUUUUAUUAUUAUUAUUAUUUUUAUUAUUUUUAUUUUAUUAAUAUUUUUAUUUUAUUUUUUCGUUGAGUUUCGAAAUUUAUCCAAGCCCGCGGUAUAAAGAUCCUCUUAAAGUCUAGGCCACGUAACUAUUGUAGGAAAAUUUGUUGGCCCCCCUCUACUAAACCAAAAAAUGAAAACAACGCUAUCGAAUUCAAACCAUAUAAAAUUCAAAAACAAACGUUCCACGGGCAGGUCUGCGUUUUGCCAUGACCCCCCCCCCCCCCACCGCUAUCCACCAACAACCUAAAACCCCGGCUUUCAAAUAUCAGACAUGAAAAGUUUGCUAUUUUUACAAACGCGUUUUAUAUCAUGUUUAUAAAUAUUUCGUGGUUUGGGUCAUACAGUUGUACAUUAUGCUUGUAAAAACUAUAGACGUAUAACCCACAAGAGCACAAUAUUUGAUAAUAAUAUAAUGUCCGACCAAUUUAAUGGAAUUCUGAACACUCUGUACAAAUUGUUAAUGCACACACAUAUUAUUAUGAUGUCUUAAAUUUACUAUUAUUUAGUAAUAAAAUUGUAUUUGCCAUUUAUGCGUUUAGCCUACUUUGAUCAUUAUGUAUAUUGUUGUAGAAAAGUUCGCGUUAGUUAACUUUAAUAUUAUUAUGAUACAUUUACGCGUGCACUCCAGUGGUGAGGUGAAUUCAAACGUUUAUGAAGGUCUUUUUUAACAAAUCAGACCGCUCACCAAUGAAUUCCCUAUAAAUAACCCUUUAAAAUUUGAUUUAAACAUGGGAAUAAAUUACAACUACAUAAUACUCCCAUCCACUUAGUAAUACACAAGUGGUAGCGGCCUUUAAGACACCUCCUUCGCUAUGCCACUGUAUCUACGCGCAUUUGAGUGUGUCUAUAUGUUUGUUUGUGUGUGAGUGUGAAUGUGUGUGUGUGUGUUUGUGUGUGUGUGUGUGUGUGUGUGCGUGUGUCGUAUGAUUGAUAUAUAUGCUUAAAUAAUUAAAUAUAAACCUUAUAGUAUAUAGAAUACAUUGCAUUUAUUUAACUGAUUAUUACUUAAUUUUAGUCGUCAAGAAAUGUUAAAAACAAAAUGCCAUUUGUGCGACAUAAUUAUAUAAUAUUAUAUAGCCUUGUUGUAAAAUGUUUUGUUAAUUUCUUUACGGAAAAAUGUGUUAAAUUUAUAAACUGUUUUUUUUUUCUUUUCUCGCUUCACUGCCGUGAAAUAUUAUUGUUAGUGAAACUUAUCAUCGGUUUCAUUCCUUCUGUAGUUAUGUAAUGUAAUAAAAAAAAUAUGUAUUGACAUUUUAAAAACCUUAUUUUUAGUAUCGUUUGUAUCCUUGUAUUUAAAAAAAAUGUUCAUUAUAAUAUCUAUUUUAUAGUAUAUAAUAUUAUUAUAUACAAAUUACAAAUACUAUAUUUCAUGUUUGUAAAAAAAAUGAAACCGGAAAAUAGCCAAUAGGCAUUUUUUAUUUAAAAUGUAUGGUUUUAUUGCUUUAUAUGUUGUAACUAUAUAUUAUAUUAUAUAAUUUCAGAGAUAUGCAAAACUAUAUAAAAGUGUAAUACGCCCGUUUUACGUUCGUCCGUUGUACUUUUGUGUGCGAUUCAGAAUAAAAUAUAUGUUUCAUUAUUAUAUACAA